AUGACUACAUUUCUCGAUUCACCAAUCACAUUGGAACAAUUGUCGGACAAAUCUCUUCAAAAUUUGGCCAAAGUCUCGGAUUAUCCCUUGGAUUACAAUAUCUUCCUAUUCAAGGGAAUCGACCAGAGUAGGUCCGAAGACUUGGACGAGCUUACGCAGUUUCGGAAAUCGGUGUUGGACAGUAUUCCAAAGGAUUAUGGCGAUCUUAUUUUUGAUGCAGUUGGAGCCAAUCAAUUGGAGUUGACCACAAUAGCUAGAUUACAGAACAGACUACUGAAGUUGUUAAUCUUGGAAAGACAUAGAAGAGAUAUUGAAAUUUUGAAUAGGAUGAUUUCUGAGGAUCCCAAAUUGGCCAAUAAGAAGAUUUCAUACAUUCAGUUGAAAGAACCGUUGAAAUAUGAGAUCAAGUCACCCAUUUAUAAAUCUUUCGAGAACAAUAGGGACCUUUACAAGGAGAGUUUUAGGAAGUUUGCGCUUCUACAAAACGUCGAGUAUGAUUUUGAACACUUGAUUGAUGAUAACGGUGACUAUCAGACCGAUGAUGAUCUUUUAGAAGCUUUUUGUACUGAUGAUAUCUUGGAUUUCAACGAUAAAAUGAAGGAAAAUAAGGAUAAGGACUACGAUACGAUUGAAGAUGUCGUGGCCAACUCAAAAAUCGGAAAAGUGUUGGUUCCCUUGGCUGCACAGGCAUUUUUCACCCGAGAUGAUGACGAAAAGGACGAAAAGGACGAAAAGGACGACUGA
Molecule: messenger RNA, 744 nt
Organism: Brettanomyces nanus
Lineage: Eukaryota; Fungi; Ascomycota; Pichiomycetes; Pichiales; Pichiaceae
Exons: 1
Coding region: 1-744 (247 amino acids)
Source: RefSeq, a predicted model, not a curated record